Molecule: messenger RNA, 1847 nt
Organism: Cajanus cajan (pigeon pea)
Lineage: Eukaryota; Viridiplantae; Streptophyta; Magnoliopsida; Fabales; Fabaceae
Product: phospholipase A1-Ibeta2, chloroplastic
Biological process (GO): lipid metabolic process
Molecular function (GO): glycerophospholipase activity
Source: RefSeq, a predicted model, not a curated record
UUCCCUCUCAAGAUAGUUGGUUGAUUGGUUCCGACGCUGUCUCCUCCUUCUUCGAACAAACAAUCCUAUCCAAAGCAUGAUGCAGAUCAGCUCCACCCUACCAGCGCAGAACCUCCACAUGUUCCAAACACGACGCAACAGCUUCCGAUGCCGAGCCUCCCCUCUGAACCCUUCCACAACCCCACCACCACCACCACCAACAACAACUACUACAACUUCUCCUCAGUCCAUGAAACCCCUCACUUCAACCGACUCCACGCGCCUGCAUCUCUCCAACCUCGAUAAACUCCUCCAGAAGCAGUCACCGCCACAACUCAACAACCACUUCAACCACCCACAACAACCCACCAUUCAAAACAACAAAACACCGGAGAAGAAGGGAAAGAACGUCCUCCAAGGCCUCAACCUCGCUCGUCUAUGGCCCGACAUGAAAGCCACCGAAGAAAUGUCGCCGCGCCACCUCAACCGCCUCCAGCGGUUACUCUCCAAGACGGGGGAGUCCCCCCCGCGCACCCCCCUCGGCAGCCGGUGGCGGGAGUAUCACGGCAGUAACGACUGGAAAGGCAUGCUGGACCCUCUGGAUGAGAAUCUCCGGCGAGAGGUGGUGCGCUACGGCGAGUUCGUACAAGCCGCGUACCAUUCCUUCCACGGCAACCCCGCCAUGUCCGCGGAGGAGCCACCGCUCCCCCGCCACAUGGUCCUACCCGACCGCUCCUACCGCGUGACGAAAUCCCUCUACGCCACGUCAUCCAUCGGGUUACCCAAAUGGGUGGACGACGUGGCACCCGACCUCGGUUGGAUGACCCAGCGCUCAAGCUGGAUCGGAUACGUCGCCGUUUGCGAGGACAGAAGAGAGAUAGCGCGCCUGGGGAGAAGAGACAUCGUCAUCUCCCUCCGCGGAACCGCCACGUGUCUGGAAUGGGCCGAAAACAUGCGGGCCCAGUUGAUGGAGGUGGAAAAAGCCUCUUUAGCCCAAGCCCAAGCGAAAGUGGAGUGCGGCUUCCUGAGCCUCUACAAGACACGCGGGAGCCACGUGCCGAGCUUGGCGGAGUCUGUUAUGGCAGAAGUGAAAAGGGUAAUCGAAGUGUACAAAGGGGAAGCGCUGAGCAUUAGCAUCACGGGGCAUAGCUUGGGUGCGGCACUCGCGUUGCUGGUGGCGGAUGACGUCAGCACUUGCUGCGACGACGUCCCACCCGUGGCUGUUUUUUCCUUUGGUGGGCCCAGGGUUGGUAACCGGGCCUACGGGGAGAAGCUCAGGGCCCAAAACGUGAAAGUUCUGAGAAUUGUGAACUCGCAGGACGUGAUAACGCGGGUUCCUGGAAUGUUGGUGAGCGAGGAGGUUGAGCGGAAGCUGCGAAGGUCCAUGGUUGGGGGAGUGCUGGAUAUGGUGGAUGAGUACUCCCACAUGGGAACAGAGCUCCGUGUGGAUACUAAGAUGUCUCCGUAUCUGAAACCGGAUGCUGACAUGGCAUGUUGUCAUGACUUGGAGGCUUAUUUACACCUUGUGGAUGGGUUUUUGGCUUCCAAUUGUCCCUUCAGGGCCAAUGCUAAGAGAAGCUUGGCUAGGUUGAUGCAAUAUCAGGGUGCCAAUGUAAAGAAAUUGUACACUAGUAAGGCUAAGGCCUUGACUCUCAAUCUUCAAAGACAGGGCUCCUUCUCUAUCUCUGGUUGUUUGCCUAGUCCCUCCUAAGUCUUAAUUAAUCAAAUGUGAAUACAAUUUACAAACUUACCAACAACCUUAUGUCUACGCAUUCUGUCAUGUUUCUGCAUAUAUUUCAUGGCGUUCUUGAGUUAAAUAAUUCUUAUGUUCAACUUGAAUAUAAAAAGGAUCUAUGUUGUUUAAGAAA